UGGGAACUCGCAGCGUGCAGUAUGGCUCAGAAACUACAUUAUUUCAAUAUUAACGGCCUUGCCGAGUCCAUUAGGUACAUUUUGUACUAUUCCGGACAGAAGUUCGAAGACGUCCGUUAUGAAAGGAAGGAUUGGCCUAUCAAAGAAGUUAAAGAAAGGCUACCUUACGGUCAGCUACCUUUCUAUGAAGAAGGCAAUCGCACCCUGAACCAGUCACUAGCAAUAGCCCGUUACGUGGCCAGCAAGUCCGACCUUCUGCCCUCUGACCCUUGGGAUCAAGCUGUCUUGGACGCUGCUGUCUUGAAUGUGUAUGACUUCUUCAAUAAUGCUAGACCUUGGUUCAAAGAAGAAGACCCGGAUAAAAAGGAAGCUAUAAAGAAGACCUUCCUGGGAGAAACAGUUGAUUUCCACCUUUCCAGGUUCGAAAAGGAACUAAAGAAGAAUAAUGGAUACUUUGGCAAAAAGCUCUCCUGGGCCGACUUCGUCUUGGUUGCCAUUAUUGAAGUGAUCAACCUCUUGUUUGAUGCCGAAAUCGAGAAGAAUUACCCUACUAUAAAGGCCCUUGUUCAGAAGGUCAGGAAUCUGCCUGGAGUAAAAGAAUACAUUGCUAAAAGGCCUACUUACCAGUUCUAAUUAUGAACUAAUUAAUUGUUGUUGUUAUUAAAUAUAUUUUAAUCUGUG
This is a messenger RNA of Hyposmocoma kahamanoa, 681 nucleotides long. RefSeq names its product glutathione S-transferase-like. The record is from RefSeq and is a predicted model, not a curated record. Lineage: Eukaryota; Metazoa; Arthropoda; Insecta; Lepidoptera; Cosmopterigidae. The coding region runs from base 22 to 633 and encodes 203 amino acids. Gene Ontology annotation, biological process: glutathione metabolic process. The transcript has 4 exons. Gene Ontology annotation, molecular function: glutathione transferase activity.